Molecule: messenger RNA, 3920 nt
Organism: Westerdykella ornata
Lineage: Eukaryota; Fungi; Ascomycota; Dothideomycetes; Pleosporales; Sporormiaceae
Product: ubiquitin carboxyl-terminal hydrolase 2
Exons: 3
Coding region: 322-3513 (1063 amino acids)
Biological process (GO): protein deubiquitination
Cellular component (GO): cytoplasm
Molecular function (GO): cysteine-type deubiquitinase activity
Source: RefSeq, a predicted model, not a curated record
GACGAGGAAACACCACAAGUCUGCAACUACAGUACAGUUUUACAUAUCCAUCCGCAUACUCGAGACCUCGUGCAAUCCCUUCACUAGACGUCGUUCUUCCCUACGCCUCGCGCUUCCCUACAAACACCGGAAAGCAUACUCUCGCUCCUAACCACCUGGCCGCCUCAGGACUCGAACGCCCAAUCUCCCCACGCUCUUCCUGCCAUCGGACGCCGCGAUCCACCGUGAUCCUCGACCCUCCUCCAACUUUUGACGGCGCAGUCUCGAGCCAUGACCAUCACUCACAUUUCCGUAGCAAUCGGUUCCUAGUCUUGAACCGUCAUGACCGGUCGCCCAAAUGGUUCAUACAAUGCCGCCGGCGGAAGCCAAAGAGACAGUCAUGGCGAUGCUCCAGCGGCGGAUGGGAAGAAGCCGGGAGGCUCGUUUCCUCCCAUGGCCGAGAUCGUGGCAUCCGCGCAAGAGACCGUGAAUGACCUCAGAAAGCAUACGAUCGGACGCCUUCUUGAGGAGGCAAGGCUAAAGCUGCGCUCAGCUCUGUUUAGGCUGGAUACUCGUCACAGUCUGGCUGCAGCAUACUGGGAAUAUCUCGUUGCCUUUCAGAUCGUCGUGGAGGCCAUACCCAGGCAUCAGACUUACUAUGACAAGGUCCACCUCAGUAGGGGCCAGAUGCACCGUGAUUAUCAAGAUCUGGUCAAGGACGUCCGUACCCACGAGUCCCGGUUUCAGAAUAUAAAGCAGAUUAUUCUCAACGAUAAUAUGCGCAAUGGUGCUAAGCAUUCAUCCCGUCCUUCGUCCGCUGCCUCAAUGUAUAUUGACGGAGCCAACCUGAACCCGUCCCAGCCAAGACCGUCCAACCGUCGUGACGACGAAUUGAUGCUACCAGAAGGCCCACCUGCCGCACCAACGGGAGCCAACGGCCCCAAACCACAAGUGCACCCGAAACCUCAGUCUCUACAUGGAAGGGGUCUCCACCAAAACUCUGGGUCGGCGGACUACGGCCCCAAUUCUGGUGAUGACUUAGCCGAGAGGUUCGCCAAACUUAGAGGACUCACACCUAAGAAUACAGCUCCUGCAGAUCUUGCUGACGCCACAGUCAAGAUGCCAUCCGCUUCCGAUCAUUAUUUUCCCAAACCGAUGGGGCCUCGCGGGAUGCCACCAAAGCUGCCAUUGAACACGGAUCUCGGAGUAUCAAUGCCCAGGGAGCCGAGUCCAACUUACAGUCCAGCCCGGAACCUUUCCCUCCCUGAGAGUAUACAACCACCGAGGAGUUCGGCGCGGAGCAUUGUCGGAUCGGGCGGACGUAACAACUCUCUCCAGGCUUCGGGUACGGCGCCACAGCUAUCACAGCCCAAUGGCGACUCUGGUUCUUAUCUCCCACACUCGAAUGACAAUUCAGGGUCCGCACCACCCGCAAGGAAGGCAUCAGUAAACAGACAAACCGAAGAUCAAAUCCCCGUGGAAAAGUUCUAUGACUAUAUAAGAAUGUACAACAUUCUGGUCAUCGAUGUUAGGCCUCGAGAAGAAUUCGACUCCGGCCACAUCUAUGUUGGCUCGAUUAUCUGUGUAGAGCCGCCAGCCCUCCACGAUGGGUGCUCAGCGGAACAGCUUGCAGAACGCCUCGUUCUCUCCCCGGACGAAGAACAAGCCAUGUUUGAUCGCCGCGAUCAGUACGAUCUUGUGGUUUACUACGAUGCUGGAACCAAGACGAGCGCAUUCCUUCAUAAGCAUGACAGGUCACAGCAGGAGAUUGCGCUUAAGCGUCUCCACGACGCGCUCGAUGACUUCAAUAACGAGAAGCCAUUGAAACGACCCCCAAUCUUUCUUAUGGGCGGGAUUGCGGCGUGGACAGAUAUGCUCGGCUCCCAAGGCUUGAAAGUCUCGUCAACCGCUACGAUAGUUGCCUCGAAACGAAGGAAACCUGCCCGCAGCAUAACCCGUGUGACUGCGGAUAGUCACGCGGGCAAGGUUGAUUUCCAAAAGCGGCGCGAUUAUACGCUCAUGGAUCCCGAGGAAGAACGUAGGUGGCUGGCUGAAGUACGCGAGGGGCGAGCGGUAUUUGCGGAGCCUGAAGAAAUCGAGGAUGAUUUGGACGGAUCAUUAUAUCACAGCACCGAAGACUUCCUACGGCGAUUCCCUUCUGUGGAGACCGAGCGGCAGUCUAUGAUCCAUCCACCGCGCCGGCCCCCUCCUCCUCCCCAACAUACUCCUCCUCCAAUUCCUGUUGCGCCCUCACGGCCGGCACCCUCAGUCUCCCGUGUAAGCUACAGCGGUGUCCAUGAGCGACAAAACACUCCUCAGGCGCGUCCUUCGGAUCUCCAGCUAUACGUAUCGCCGAGCCGCCAUGGCCAAAUACGGCUGCAUCGGACUGGUCUACUCAACUUCGGCGUAACAUGUUAUAUGAAUUCCGUCGUUCAAUGUCUGAGUGGGAACUCGGACUUGGCCCACAUUUUCCUUACACGUCGAUACGAAAAGUAUCUUCAAAGGGAGAAUUGGAAGGGCACAAAAGGCAUCCUUUCAGAGAGUUUUGCGACCCUCCUCUCGAAUCUGUUCAAAGGCGAUGUUGGCGCCCUUCGUCCUUCUACCUUUCGCAGGGUUUGUGGUCAUUUCAACGCCCAGUGGGCCGUCGAUGAACAACAAGAUGCGAAAGAAUUCCUGGAAUUCGUUCUGGACUAUCUGCACGAGGACCUAAAUAUGACGUGGAACAAGGCACCCUUGAAGCCGCUUACGGAGGCGGAGGAGAUGAAGCGGGAAGCGCUUCCUCGUCCCUAUGUUGCGAUGAUCGAAUGGAGCCGAUAUGUGUACAGGGAGAACUCCUUAAUUGGCCAGCUCUUCGCUGGGCAGCAUGCCUCCAGGCUCACCUGCAUGGCAUGCGGUACGACAAGCACGACGUAUGAGGCGUUUUGGAGCAUCAGCGUCGAAAUACCCCACGAUCGCCCUGCCGAUCUCAGAGACUGCCUUCGUUCCUACUGCGCUCACGAGCAGCUGACUGGGAAAGAGGAAUGGCGGUGUCCCAGGUGCAAGACCAAUCGCGAAGCGAUGAAGAAGAUCACCAUUACCCGCGCCCCCGAGUCUCUGGUCAUACAUUUCAAGCGGUUCAAGGCCUCGCACACCGAGCGCGCACACAAAGUGCGGACCGCCAUCAACUUCCCUCUGCGCGGACUGGAUCUGGGCCCGUUCAUGGAACCCCCAAUGACGCCGGCUGAAGAAGCCGUCGUCGUUUCCAACGCAAGAGAUGGGGCAAAUCAACUGGCCGCUCUCAAGAGCGAGCCUGCCAUGAAUGGUCCUUACCAGUAUAAUGCCUAUGCGGUCAUAUGGCACAUUGGGAAUACCUUGGGCAGCGGCCAUUAUGUCGCCCAUGUAAAGGACAAGGCAAGUGGGUGCUGGCGCCAGUUCAACGACGACAGGAUUACCGACUUCGAUCCUGGCGCUCUUCCGCCACACAAUCGCCUGCAGAAUGAGAAAGCUUACAUUGUCUUCUACGAACGCGAGAAGGUUGCAGGUGGCGCCCUCUGAGGUAGGCGCAGCCGCGCAAUCGAGCUGCGUUAUUCGUAUAUAGUUGGCAUUUCUUGCGCAUCACGAGGCGUUUCGGAUACGUAUAGAUAAAGGAGUUCUUUCAGUGGUGGAUUUGCUUGAGCAGCUGUUAUUGCUCUAAGCUGGUGGCAUAUGCUUCAAGGCACUGUUUAUUCGACAGAGUAGAUGUUUUCGCCAUCUCCAUCAUUCUGUUCUGUGUGGAGGUUGGCUGGAUACCCCGGGUGUUGUUAUAGGAGGCGUACUCAGGCAUAUAUUCUCUUAUGGUAGUGGGGGCUUCCAGUUCCUGAUGUCGUCAAAAAAUGAUUCUGGUUUUCCGAACCUUCUUGUAUGACUCCUCAGCCCUUGGCUAUCUUCGAAUCAUCGUCGGCCGAACAUCGGAAGGUGGAGCU